GCGAGCCGCAAAAAGGCGGAGCGAGUUCGGUUGCACCAACACCGGUACUUAGGCGCGGACCAGCGUGUCCUUGGAAUUAGAGAGCGGGACGUCCGGCUUGCGAGCAGAGACUUCUGUGUUUCGCGCACCGAAAGAGCGAUUCUAAAAUGGGUGAUGUUGAGAAAGGCAAGAAGAUUUUUGUUCAGAAGUGUGCCCAGUGCCAUACUGUGGAAAAGGGAGGCAAGCACAAGACUGGGCCAAACCUCCAUGGUCUGUUUGGGCGAAAGACGGGUCAGGCCCCUGGAUUUUCUUACACGGAUGCCAACAAGAACAAAGGGAUCACCUGGGGAGAGGCUACACUGAUGGAGUAUUUGGAGAAUCCCAAGAAGUACAUCCCUGGGACAAAAAUGAUCUUCGCUGGCAUUAAGAAGAGUUCAGAAAGGGCAGAUUUGAUAGCUUAUCUCAAAAAAGCUACUAAUGAGUAAUAGUUGGCCACUGCCUUAUUUAUUACAAAUGUCUUGUGACUUUUUUAUGUCUACCAUAUUUAAAUUGAUCUCAUAUACCAGAAUUCAGAUCAUGAAUGGCUGAUAGAGCAUUUCUUUGGGGCAGUUCUGAUUUAAAUAAUAUUGGCCUGUGGUUAAAUGAUUACAAUCAGCUUUUUGAACUUGGAUGGUAAUUUCGGUUCAGCAACUGCUAUCAUUAUUUUCCCCUUCUAAAAAUAGGAUUGGACUUGGUAAUAUUCACCCUUUCACAGAGAUGGUGAAGGCUGUUUCAAAACCUGUAGGGGAUUGGUUUUUUAUUUAGAUUUAUGUAACUGCUAAUAUGAACAUUUUAAACACUGAGAAAAUCCCUUCACUGUUUAUUAGAAAAGCAAGACUUGCUUGUGUUUCAAAUUGUGUUCAUUAGCCUGUUGAAAGGCAAGGGCUGAAGAAAAGCUGGCAGUGUCCAUUUUAUCUUUUUGGUUCUAACUAUGCCAAUUUAAAAAAAAUACCCUGUAUCUGAACUGUUGCCUUUAACUCACUGAAAGGCAUUUUAGUGUGGUUUGUGUAUAAUAUCAAAUAAAGAAUAUUUAACACUUCUCA
Messenger RNA from Phyllostomus discolor (pale spear-nosed bat), 1061 nucleotides. Its product is annotated as cytochrome c. Gene Ontology annotation, molecular function: heme binding; electron transfer activity. The coding region runs from base 147 to 464 and encodes 105 amino acids. Gene Ontology annotation, biological process: mitochondrial electron transport, ubiquinol to cytochrome c; mitochondrial electron transport, cytochrome c to oxygen. Gene Ontology annotation, cellular component: mitochondrial intermembrane space. The transcript has 3 exons. The record is from RefSeq and is a predicted model, not a curated record. NCBI's taxonomy places the organism in Eukaryota, Metazoa, Chordata, Mammalia, Chiroptera, Phyllostomidae.